Ochotona princeps (American pika) is the source of this 1486-nucleotide messenger RNA. RefSeq names its product mitotic arrest deficient 1 like 1 (gene MAD1L1). The transcript has 10 exons. The coding region runs from base 312 to 1235 and encodes 307 amino acids. NCBI's taxonomy places the organism in Eukaryota, Metazoa, Chordata, Mammalia, Lagomorpha, Ochotonidae. The record is from RefSeq and is a predicted model, not a curated record. Gene Ontology annotation, biological process: mitotic spindle assembly checkpoint signaling; attachment of mitotic spindle microtubules to kinetochore. Gene Ontology annotation, cellular component: mitotic spindle; kinetochore; nuclear envelope.
GGGAGGUUGGGCAGUUCCUGGAGAUUUCAGAGCCGGGAGGUGGCCGUGGAGCUGUUAGUGGAACCAGGACUCCAGAAGACCUUUCCAGAUUCAUUGUGGAGCUGCAGCAGAGAGAACUCGCCCUGCAGGACAGGAACAGCAGUGUCACCAGCAGUGCCCGAGCCCUGGAGAAGGUCCAGCAGCAGCUGCAGGAGGAGGUGCGCCAGGUCAGCGGGCAGCUGCUGGAGGAGAGGAAAAAGCGAGAGACCCAUGAGGCGCUGGCCCGAAGGCUCCAGAAGCGUGUCCUGCUGCUCACAAAGGAGCGAGACGGCAUGCGUGCCAUCCUAGGGUCCUACGACAGUGAGCUGACGCAGGCCGAGUACUCACCCCAGCUGACCCGGCGCAUGCGCGAGGCUGAGGACAUGGUGCAGAAGGUGCUGGCGCACAGCACGGACAUGGAGGCUCAGCUGUCCCAAACCCUGGAGGAGCUGGGAGGCCAGAAGCAGAGAGCUGACAUGUUGGAGAUGGAGCUGAAGAUGCUGAAGACGCAGUCCAGUUCUGCCGAGCCCAGCUUCCGCUUCUCCAGGGAGGAGGUGGACGCCCUCAGGUUGAAGAUUGAGGAGCUGGAGGGUGAGCGGAGUCGCCUGGAAGCGGAGAAGAAGGAGCUGGAGCUGCACCUCGAGAGACGCAGCCUGCAGGGCGACUAUGACCAAAGCAGGACCAAGGUGCUGCACCUGAGCCAGAACCCUGCCAGCGCGGCCCGGCAGCGUCUGCGCGAGGACCACGAGCAGCUGCGGACUGAGUGUGAGCGGUUGCGGGGGCUGGUGCGCGCCCUGGAGCGGGGAGACCCCGUUCCCACCGACCUGGAGGCUGCCGCCAACCUCCCGUCAUCCCAGGAGGUGACAGAGCUGCGGAAGCAGGUGGAGAGCGCCCAGCUGAAGAAUCAGCGGCUCAAGGAAGUCUUCCAGACCAAGAUCCAGGAAUUCCGUAAAGCCUGCUACACGCUCACCGGCUACCAGAUUGACAUAACCACUGAGAACCAAUACCGGCUCACCUCCCAGUACGCCGAGCACAAGGCAGACUGCCUCAUCUUCAAGGCCACCGGCCCCUCGGGCUCCCAGAUGCAGCUGCUGGAGACGGAGUUCUCGCGCUCGGUGCCCGAGCUCAUCGAGCUGCACCUGCUGCGCCAGGACAGCAUCCCGGCCUUCCUCAGCGCCCUCACGCUCGACCUCUUCAGCCGCCAGACCAUGACCUAGCCUGCCCUCCAGCUGUGCCCACUGCGUCCCAGUAAGACCCUCCGUCCCAGCACGGCCUGACCAGCACCCUGCGCCACCAGGCUUGACCAGGAACUGCCAGCCACCACCUCCCGGCGGGCAGGCUCGUGACCAGGGGCGGGCCCAGGCUCUGCCAGUCCCAUUUCAUCCUGCUUACAGGAUCAGGCGCGGGGAGGCUGUGGCCACCAGCCCUGCCCCGACUCCACAAAAUAAAGCUUCCUCCGAUCACCAUC